Acanthaster planci (crown-of-thorns starfish) is the source of this 2786-nucleotide messenger RNA. RefSeq names its product tRNA N(3)-cytidine methyltransferase METTL2-like. Lineage: Eukaryota; Metazoa; Echinodermata; Asteroidea; Valvatida; Acanthasteridae. The record is from RefSeq and is a predicted model, not a curated record. Gene Ontology annotation, molecular function: tRNA (cytidine-N3)-methyltransferase activity.
GUGUGCAGCAGAAAAUGACAAGAGGCCGCAGUUUGGCAACAGAUUUCUCACUGAUGCCGACAAAGUCUUUCAACACAAUGCUUGUUUUUUCCAACAGAAAUGCGCACAAAUUAGGUAGUCAUCCAGUGCUCAUGAAUCGGAUUUCUAAAUUGCGCCAGCUGCUGAAUUUUCACUGCAGCAUGACUUGGAUUCAAAGGGGUUCACUGGUUCCCUUCCCCUGCAGACGCUCAGACAGCGUGUCAGUGCACCACAAACUUUGGGAUAAUGUCAUUUGGAGUGAAGCCCAGAUGCGUGAAGCGCAGAAGAAAGUGGAAGUCAAUUCUAGCGAGUAUAUGAGCCCAGAUAUUGGAGAAAAAUUAGAAAGGGAGGCUGGCAGUCAGUGGGAUGGGUUCUACUCUCAACAUCAGAAUCGUUUCUUCAAAGAUCGCCACUGGCUGUUCACUGAGUUCCCAGAGCUUGCCACGUCUUCACCUUCCUCAAGACCCACUCAGCAGGACAGCUCAGUAGCCACGAAAGAACGAGUCGGCCCCGGAACUGAACUGGACCUGCCAAAUUUGCCCACAGAUUUCCAACAAACUGAGCACUUGGAAAGCAAGGAAAACCUGUCAACGUUAAUGCCUGCAAGUGAACCCAGUAACGUCACUGCAACACUUGAUGGUCAGCCGGACGGGGGUGAUGUUGAAGAAGAUUUACCAGGCUUACCACGCAGCGACCGGGUUUCCAUCAGCACUGCUGAGAAAUCAUCAGCACAAGAUCGCGGAGACCAAGCCGGAGGCUCAAAUCCCAUCAAAGACAUUGCGGAAGAGAGAACUAGCAGUGGUUUGACUAAGCCACAAGACCAACUACUUGAGGAAAAGUUUCCAGGUUGGGAUUCAGAGACCAGGAUUCUUGAAGUUGGUUGUGGAGUCGGAAAUACAAUUUUUCCGGUACUUCAGACCAAUGUUGAUCCAGGUUUGUUUGUUUACGGCUGUGACUUCUCCAGUGUGGCUAUCGAUAUCGUGAAGCAACACCACGAAUACAAUCCACAACGCUGCCAUGCCUUUGUCUAUGACAUCACCGAUGACAGCGCUGCCAUGCCCUUUCCACAGCGAAGUUUAGAUAUCAUUAUUCUCAUUUUUGUGCUGUCUGCCAUCCACCCAGAAAAAAUGCAGGAGUCAGUGAGUAGACUCGCCAGGUACCUCAAGCCAGGAGGGCUUGUCUUGCUGAGAGACUACGGGCGGUACGACAUGGCCCAGUUACGCUUCAAGAAAGGGCGAUGCUUGUCAGACCACUUCUAUGCCAGGGGUGACGGCACCCUUGUAUAUUUCUUCACACAAGACGAGUUACGGACUCUUUUCACCGGAGCCGGUCUGGUGGAGGAGCAGAACAUCGUGGACCACCGACUGCAAGUGAAUCGCGGGCGUCAGCUGACAAUGUACCGAGUCUGGAUGCAGUGCAAGUACAGAAAGCCGACGCAGGCCGACAGACAGACAGACAGCCGGGACAAGGGAACAGAAUGAGUCAUCUGGAAAUACGUGGCAGUUGUUUGGAAAGUUGUGCCACUUCAGAACAUUGAUGCAACUGUGGACUUAAUGUGCUAAACAAGAGAGGGCACUUUUUGUGACCGAGCAACAACAUUCCAUGGGGUUAACACAUGACAGUUCUUGCUUAACCAAAACUUUACGCAAUGCUACACUAUACACACACACUACUCUUUUCGGUUUGUCGCAUACACAGUGGGAAUGGCCAACUCUGCUGGCAUUGUUGAUAUUUUAAUGACAGUACGUUGACACCAUCGAUUCCUUUUUAAAUGUCUUCAGUGCCAUUUUACAAUCACCAAUUAUAUCAUGCAGACGGCAUUUUUAGUUAAUCGAUGUAUUUUACAAAAUCAAGUUUUAUGGGGAAUUAAAAAAAGCAUGCAGGCAAGACAAAUACAACUGCAGAACUACAAUCAUUUAUCAUUUAAUUUAUCAUCAUUUAUCAAUCAGUGUACAUUGUUAAAGAAUUUCAAAAUAAGAGCAGUCCAACAGCCCCGUACAUAUCAACAUAACUGUGGAGGCAAGUCCUAACAUGCAGAAAUUAAAAUAACAAUGCAUUACACGAUUUUGUUUAUCACCAUAAACAUUUUUAAAAGAACAGCGGGGCAACAUUAGAUGCAGAAUGAACAAAAAUCAUCAAGGGAUUUGGAGGGGCACGAAGUACUUAUUGUUUUGAGUAGCACUGCCUCUCAGGAAACAGAUAUAUGCAAAAGUACAGCUGUACAGAUAUCUUGCAGAAUGGACAUUUUCUGUAAAAUUGUUGGUGUCGCUUCCUGGAAAAGCGACGAGUUUGGUUCAUACCAGCACCUUGGGAAGUUAUCAAGUUCUCUCUACAAGUUCCUUUAGGAUUUUCAGCAUGCUUUUUACUUGUAAAGAGAUGCAUGUCACUAGACGUGUCUUGAUACAAUGGCACACUGGCUGAAUGGCUAGACCCAUGGCACAAUACAUCAUCAAUCUUCUAAGUCAACAAUAAAAUGAUUUGUGCUUUUUUGUUACACAUAAAUGGAAAUUACGGUGGGUAGUUGCUAUACAAAAAUUGGAUCCCACGGAUUUCUGUAAAUAUCUUCCUGUACAUGAAUAACGUUUACAGAGAUCAGUGGUAGUUUAGUACAACACUUGUCACUGCUAGGGGGAUGAAGACAGGCGUUGGGGUCAGUAUUAGUGACAAUCUAGAACAAUCUUCCCCAAUAAACUAGAGUUUGUAAACUAGAUAGGUUUGCGGUAGCACCGUGGAUGUAUUUCUUUUUUGAGUAUGUGGGGUUCUGAAAA